Camellia sinensis is the source of this 2085-nucleotide messenger RNA. Its product is annotated as E3 ubiquitin-protein ligase At1g63170. The record is from RefSeq and is a predicted model, not a curated record. Lineage: Eukaryota; Viridiplantae; Streptophyta; Magnoliopsida; Ericales; Theaceae.
GCUUCGAAGCAAUGGAGCUUCGUAAGCUGACGCAAUAUAUGCAUAUAUGAGUAUAAUAUAUAUUCCCCAAAUGAAUCAAACAUUUUCACAAUCACUGAAACUUCCAUCGAUUCUUUGGUUCUUCCAUCAUCGACGAUAACUUUAAUGCCCCACUGAAUGCGAACUGGCUAUUUAUCCACAUCUCGUGGUUUAAAAUAUUUGAGUUGGACAGUGCAAUUAGGUAGGUGCUGCAUAAGACAAGUGCUUGAUUGUUUGCUUACAGUGGAGAAGUGGGUGUGAAGGUGGAUUGCUCAUCAUCCAUCCCAUGUGUCAUUUACUUCCUAUUUUGUUAAUGGACUCAGAUGGGCAUUUUCUUACUGGAAUUCCUUUGUAAAAGUGAGACCUGGAAAUCGCCAUUGUUAAUGGAGCGAGUAGAAAACCUUAACGAUCGUGAACAUAUAAUUGACAUAAGAAGCAACAAUGAGGCUUCCUCAUCUGGUUUAUCCCUUGACACAAAUGGCUUGGACACACUGCAGCGUGAAGACUGGAUUUCUACAACUGCAAGGACCCCUGUUUUUCAACCUUCACUUUCUUCUGCCAAUGGAUUGAACGCAAGGAACACGCCAGUCAUCAGGAGAGGGGAUGGGCAUGGUCGUCGCCGCAGUCGUCCAUUAAAUUCAGGGUUAUGGAUAUCUAUUGAACUAGUUCUAACAGUGAGCCAGAUUGUUGCAGCUAUUAUAGUUUUGUCCUUGUCAAGAAAUGAGCAUUCUCGUGCUCCUUUGUUUGAGUGGAUUGUGGGUUAUGCAUCCGGAUGUGUUGCAACACUUCCUCUUCUUUAUUGGCGCUGGCAUUAUCGCAACCAGGCUUCUGAACCAGAUUCAUCUCAGCCCCGUCAGAGUUCUACUCAGAGCAACCCUCCUGCCUCUUUCUCCACCUUUUCAAUUCCGAGAACUUCAGAAGGGGAAGGCCGGCUCACAGGUACAGCCUCUAGAGGCACUCAAAGCGUGAGAAUACCAAAUCCAAGGCUCAAGGCACUUGUGGAAUACUUCAAGAUGACUUUAGAUUGCUUCUUCGCUGUGUGGUUUGUGGUUGGCAAUGUUUGGAUUUUUGGUGGGCACUCUUCUUCCGCUGAGGCUCCCAACUUGUACAGGUUGUGUAUAGUGUUUCUCAUCUUUAGCUGUAUUGGGUAUGCAAUGCCAUUUAUUCUGUGUGCUACAAUCUGCUGCUGCCUCCCUUGUAUAAUUUCUGUAUUGGGCUUCAGAGAAGAUCUGAAUCAAAAUAGAGGGGCCACACCAGAAUCAAUAAAUUCUCUGCCAACCUACAAGUUUAAGAUAAAGAAAACCAGAAAUGGCAAUGGUAGAGAAAUCAGCUCAGGUGCUGGUGAAGGCGGGGUUGUUGCUGCAGGAACAGAAAAGGAGCGUGUGAUAUCAGGAGAAGAUGCGGUCUGCUGCAUUUGCUUGGCGAAGUAUGCACACAAUGACGAGCUUAGGGAGUUGCCAUGUACUCAUUUCUUUCACAAGGAGUGUGUCGACAAGUGGCUGAAGAUCAAUGCGUUGUGUCCCCUAUGUAAGGGUGAGGUGGGUGAGAGCAUUUUGAGUUCACUUUCCGGAGCAGCUUCUCUGCAUCAGGGUGGAAGUAGAGCAGGUAAUGACUUAGCCACUGAUGUGUUUUGAAUUGGUGAAAUAUAACAACCCUUCCGACCAUGUCUAUAUGAAACUGUUGCUUCAAAUUUGGGAUUUACAUUUUGCGUAAGACCAAUCAUUACCCAAAAGUAGUUAGCUUGGUGAUGCAAUAUUGUGACCGAUUUCUUUGUAAGCCUCUGUAAUAGUGAGAGAUUGUUCAAUGAUAAAAGGCCAAUGUGUACCUCUCUUAAGUUGGCAAGAAAAGAAAAAUUAUUACUUAUGAAUAAUGUUGUAAGGAUAUAAAUACAGACAAAGUUUGAGCAUUAGGUUUCAUAUUAGGUAUACCACUGUUUUAUGCGACAUUAGUAGAAGUUUAUUAGAAAGGAGUAAUGCUUCUUGCAGAUUGUAAUUUGAAACCCUAUAUUUCCAACUGAAUUUUUAUUCUUCAUAAUUCGAUGUCGGUGUCUUCCGAGGAUUUGAACAA